Tricharina praecox is the source of this 2274-nucleotide messenger RNA. RefSeq lists its product as uncharacterized. Lineage: Eukaryota; Fungi; Ascomycota; Pezizomycetes; Pezizales; Pyronemataceae. Bases 1 to 2274 code for a protein of 757 amino acids. The record is from RefSeq and is a predicted model, not a curated record. The transcript is spliced from 2 exons.
AUGUUCAGGACUACUCCGUUUCCUGCUCCAGCAGAACCACCAAAGCCCACUCCCAAACCCGUGGAACCAGUCCCGACGCCUCCCCCGCUCCGACCCGCUCCGCUACCGUCACCGCCACCUGAUGGCGGCGGCGGCGUCAUCUCUCUGGAUACUAACGAUUCAGACGUGCCUUUUGUUUUUGAGCGUCCAAAGUUUGCAUAUAGUUUUGUCAAGGAAGAUACUAAACAAGACGUUACGAAGACUCAGAAUCCGAGCACGAGUACGACGACCACGACGACGGCAACGGACACGAGUACAGUUCCAAGUCAGAGCCCGAGUACAGCUACGACUCCGACUAUUAGACCCGCUCCGCCUCCUCCUCCACCUACGAGUCCUCCUCCUCCGCGUUCGGAGUCCAGCGAAACCAAGCGGGAACGAGAUCCGGCACAAGCGAAAGCGGAGAGGGCGGCUCGCGAGCAAAGGGCGAGGGAACGGUUACGAGCCGAGCGGGAGAGGCGGGAGCGGGAGGCACGGGAAGAGAAGGAGCGGGUUGAAAGAGUCAAGGCGGUGCGAGCUGCCAAGGAUCUUAGGGAGAAGGAGCGAAUUGAGCGUGAGGCGGCGGAUAGGCUGAAGCGCGAGAAAGAGGAGAGGGAGCGCAUCGAGAGGGAGAAGGUCGAGGCGGAGGAGCGGAAGCAAAAUGAGGCGCUACGUGAGAAGCAGGAGAGGGAGCGGAAGACGAGGGAGGUCGCUGAGCGGGUCAAGGCGGAAAAGCAACGGCUAGCGAAGCAGCGGCAGCUGGAUAAAGAGCGUAAGAUAAAGGAGCAGGAGGAGCGGAAGAAGGAAGAGGCGGCAAGGGUGGAGCGCGAAAGGAUCGACAAGAUUCGGAAAGGACGCGAGAAGAUCAUUCGCGAGAAGCUGGAGAAAGAGAAGAGAGAGCGUGCUGAAACGGAGCGAAAAGAGAGGGAAGCUGCGGAGCGCGUUGCGAGGGAGGCAAGGGAGCGGAUACGGGUCGAACAGGAGGAGAGCGAGCGGUUCCGGAGGGAGCUACUUCAGGAGAUUGAAGCCAGCACCGAACAAGAACAACGCAUGAAGCGGGAACGAGAAGAACAGGAACGCCUCGAACUGCUGCGUGAGGAGCAAGAGAAGCGCGAGAAGCUCGAACGACAGAAAGCCGCCGAAGAGCGCAUCCGCAGCCAACGCGAGCGGGCAGCCGAGAAACAGAAACAGCAGCAAAUCGAGGAAGAGAAACGUCGGCAACAACAGCAGAGGGAGAGGGAGAGAGCAGAAGCGGCCGCGGCUGCAGCGGCGCAGGAAAUUCCACCGCCACCUCCUCCACAUCAAAUCCCCCUCGAUCCUCCUCCGGAAUAUCAUGCUAGCCUUCCUCCCAAUCCGCCGCUGCGGUCCCAACCAUCGCACAGAUUGUCAAAUCCGCUUCCCAGGCAACCAACGACCGCUUCUCGGCGGACAUCUAAACCUGAUGUUUCGGCCUACCAGACACCCCCGCCUUCGAACGGACACAGCCGCAAACCUAUGUCCGAUGGUUCCGCCGGCUUGCCACCUUCCCCGCCCAGGAACACCGUCUCCUCCUCCAGAUAUUCGGACCCGCCCAAAAGGCCGGAUCCCGCACCGCCCCCACCACCUCCUCGGCGCCAGAGACCGCAGUCAACUUCAUACAAUACCCCUGAUCCCAAUAAAAUUGUGAUCAAGGCUGUAUACAUGUUCACUAUGCACAGUCAGAACCGACCUCUUGCUUCGCUCGUUUCCAGCGUGAACGGUGUCUCCGACGGACUUGUUCUCCGCGUAUCGACCGAAGGGCUCUUCAUCGAUGACGAUCGGUUGAGCUACUCUCACCGCGAAUGGGAUGUCAAGGCAUGGUCAAUCAAGCUGAUCGAGAUCUUUUGCCCACGAUACACCCCUCCUCCCCGCUCCCAGAAGGACUCCAAAAAGGAGAACCCCAUGCGCAAGAUGUUUGGCGACAAGGAUAAGGCGCAGCAACGCUCGGAAGAGGAUAUGGAUCUGAUCAUUGAGAGUCUGGCACGGGUGUGCGGCACAACGUGCUCGGCUGUCUCGUCCGAUGGGGGCGGCCGUCCUAUCAGGCAGCACAUGUUGAGGGUGAAUCUCCGAGAUACCGACGCCAGAAAGCUUGUAUUCGUAUGCGACGAGGAGGAGGCAUGGAAGAUUGCGGGCGCCGUGCAGAGGCUGCGAAAGGGAUCCCAGGCGCGGCAGCUGGCGGUUGAAGGGCUGGGCACUGCCGAGGCGAGCUUGAUCAUGACGAAUCUUCGAGCGGCUGCAUGA